AUGAGGGCCGCUUCCAGACUCUUCGCCGCCGUCAAGCCCGGCCAAUUCCUCGAGGCCGGCGCCCCGACCGGCCUGACGGGCCUCGCGACACACCCCUCGCCGCGCUCGACGCUGCUGCACCACUACAACGGCACCCUCACCAAGCUGCAGCAGAUCCCCGAGUCGUCCGUCUACCGCCAGUCCACCGAGGCCCUCACCCGCCACCGCCUGGCCGUCGUCGAGGCCUCGAAGCCCAAGGGCUGGGACGCCUGGCAGGAGAAGAUCCUCUCGCAGAUCGCAGAGGACCCAGAGCACUUCGAGACCAUCCGCAGCGGGGGCGGCACCACCGUCGUCCUGCCCCGGGUGCAGAACGUCGACUACGGCCAGAACCGCAAGGCCGAGUGGGACGGCGAGGUCGCCCCCUCCUUCCCCGAGGGCAUCCGCACCCAGAGGGAGCGCAGAAAGGACGUCAAGGCCAUGAAGGGCGACAAGGACUACAAGCCCGAGCGCACCUUCUCGCCCACCGAGUUCGCCUCGGAGCCGCAGUACACCAUCGAGGCCAUCUCCGACCUAGAGAGCAAGAUCGGCGCCGGUCUGAUCGAGGAGGUCAUCCAGGUCGCCGAAGCAGAGCACAAACUCGUCGACGAGAUGAUCAAAAGCCGCGUCUGGGAACCGCUCGAGGAGCCCAUCCCCGAGGGCCAGUGGUCGUACGCCGAGCGAGGAACCCACACGGGCACCACGCAGAAGCCGUAG
Ascochyta rabiei is the source of this 732-nucleotide messenger RNA. RefSeq lists its product as uncharacterized. The coding region runs from base 1 to 732 and encodes 243 amino acids. Gene Ontology annotation, biological process: respiratory electron transport chain. NCBI's taxonomy places the organism in Eukaryota, Fungi, Ascomycota, Dothideomycetes, Pleosporales, Didymellaceae. The transcript has 3 exons. The record is from RefSeq and is a predicted model, not a curated record.